Messenger RNA from Williopsis jadinii, 1326 nucleotides. RefSeq names its product D-xylulose reductase XYL2 (gene XYL2). Gene Ontology annotation, biological process: D-sorbitol catabolic process. The record is from RefSeq and is a predicted model, not a curated record. Gene Ontology annotation, molecular function: L-iditol 2-dehydrogenase (NAD+) activity; zinc ion binding. Lineage: Eukaryota; Fungi; Ascomycota; Saccharomycetes; Phaffomycetales; Wickerhamomycetaceae. The transcript has a single exon. Bases 138 to 1202 code for a protein of 354 amino acids.
GGACGCAAUUCCCCGAAGUGUUCUUACAUCCUCACUUCAAACACUAUAAAAAUGAGGGAGUUUGCACUGAGUUCCGUCGCUAUUCGUCCCUUGGACAGUACCUGUUCCCCAUUGAUUGCUUGCGUAUUGCUUUGACUAUGUCAGGAAACCCUUCAGUUGUUCUUAGAAAAGUUGGUGAGAUCGUUCUUGAAGAAAGACCAGAGCCGCAGAUUACAGAUGAGCGCUCUGUAAAGAUUGCCAUCAAGCGUACCGGUAUAUGUGGUUCUGAUAUCCAUUACUACACACACGGUAAGAUUGGAUCCUUCGUGGUGGAGUCUCCAAUGGUGUUGGGACAUGAGUCGUCUGGAAUUGUUGUGGAGGUUGGAAGCAAAGUUACAAAGUGUAAAGUUGGUGACAGAGUUGCAAUAGAACCAGGUGUUCCUAGUAGAUACUCAGAUGAGUACAAGAGCGGACAUUACAACUUGUGUCCACACAUGGCCUUUGCAGCAACACCACCUUUUGAUGGUACUCUGUGCAGAUAUUAUCUCUCUCCAGAGGAUUUUGUCGUUGUGUUACCAGACAAUGUCAGUUUAGACCAAGGUGCGAUGGCUGAGCCUUUGAGCGUUGCUGUCCAUGCCUCCAAGCUUGGAGGGGUUCAUUUCAACUCGAGUGUUGCUGUUUUCGGAGCUGGUCCUGUUGGAUUGCUAAGUGCUGCUUGCGCCCGUGCUAUGGGCGCAACGCAAGUCCUUGUUGCUGAUAUCUUCGACUCAAAAUUGGACAUUGCCCUCAACAUGGGGGCCACCCAUGUGCUGAACACAAUGAACGUCAAGGAUGUGAGAACCGAGGUUGAGAAGCUUCUAGGUAAUUAUCCAGACGUUGUAAUUGAAGCCUCAGGUGCUGAAAUCGCCAUUAUCAACGGAAUCAAGAUCUUGAAAGCUGGUGGGACUUUUGUCCAAGUUGGAAUGGGUAAAGACCUUGUUCAGUUCCCAAUUGGGCAAGUUGCGGAGAAGGAGCUCACCGUUAAGGGGAACUUUAGAUACUGUCACGGGGACUACAGGGAUGCCGUUGCGCUCAUGGCCUCGGGCAAGCUCAACAUCGAGCCUAUCAUCACUCACAGGUUCGCCUUUAAGAACGCCAAAGACGCCUACGACUUCAACCUGCACAAUGGUAAAGACGUGAUCAAAACCAUCAUCGAGGGUCCGGAAGAGAGCCACAAGUUAUAAACGGCACACGCUCUCUCCUUCCGUCUCUCCUCCCGUCUCUCCUCCCGUCUCUCGUCCAUAUAUAACAUCUAAUAUCACGGAAAUCGGUUUACAGUUCCUAAAGGAGUAAUCAUCGCGGGCGUAU